AUGGCUAUCUGUUGUAUUUCAAUAGGAUUACUUGAAGCAUACACACAAUUCGACCAAAACAUAUUCCAAUAGAAUGACUCUGAAUACAACAUCUAAAGAAUUAUGCCGAGAAUGGCAUUUGUGUAUAUCUCACAACUCAUCUUGAUUCUUGCAAUAUUUUUCAUGAGAAAAGUUAAUAAAUUUCAAUAGUUCGAUUAUUGGAUAGCAUUUGCAAUUGAACUAAUUCAGUUCCUAAUUAAAAUAGUGUUGAGGAAUAAGUUUAACUUUAUUGAUUGCAGUCCAUCUCACAAAAUUCCAUUGUAUUACUACAUUGAUUGCUUCAAAUUGUCUUUGAUGUUAUUGUGUUCAACAAUCCUACCUUUGUUCUUUUAACAUAAAUCAAUAACAGAAUUACCCUUUGAAAUGGAAUGCUCAACUUUUAGAUUGUUUCUAGCCUAACCGUAAUUUAUAGAACUAUUUUAUGAAUACUUAUGUUAUUUUGAUAGAACAAAAACCUAAAAAUUAAUUAUGGAAGAAUCUCAACACACAUAAACAAACCUCAGAAUCAAUAAUAAUUACACAAGUCUAUUUGAAAACGAGACUUAAUUUAACAUCCUCAAAUCCUCAUUAUCAAAAUGCUUCAUUUCCUAUAUAAAUUUUUCAUUGUGGCUUGAGAAGGAAUAAAACGAGUCUAAUGCUGAUAAUGAUAAUGAACAUUUAUUGAGUUCUGAAUUUCAAUUUAUUUAAGACCUCAUCUCUGAAUAGAAUGUACCCAAAAUGCCCUCCACUUAAAAAUACAAUAAGUAACUUGCUAAUUAAGGUAUAAAUGAUUCAGGCAGAUUGGAUUUCACUCAAGAUCAAAUCAAUAUCAAUAAAGUUGAAAAAAUUUGGUUGUACAAAGAGAUUCUUUAUGAAAUUUUAAAAGAAGUGUUUGAACAACAUUUCAAAUACACUAAUUCUUACUAGACAUUGUAUGAACAUUGCGAAAGAAAUAGAAUAAUAUGGAUCAGGCUAGGAUAAAUUGGAUUGACUGGGAAUAGUAAUUGA
Messenger RNA from Paramecium tetraurelia, 1026 nucleotides. RefSeq lists its product as uncharacterized. The record is from RefSeq and is a predicted model, not a curated record. Lineage: Eukaryota; Ciliophora; Oligohymenophorea; Peniculida; Parameciidae. The transcript is spliced from 2 exons.